Molecule: messenger RNA, 1611 nt
Organism: Seminavis robusta
Lineage: Eukaryota; Bacillariophyta; Bacillariophyceae; Naviculales; Naviculaceae
Source: the annotation of a GenBank genome assembly
AUGGAUUCCCACAAUGACAAUGAUAAUGAAACAUCUACCAACAGAAUGAGCAAGUGCGUGAAAGUUGGAUCUGGUCUGUUUCUCUUGGUCGUCGUAUCAGCCAUACUGGCAGUGGGAUCCUUUCCGCCUGGUGCCUCUAUCAUAUCACCGUCGUCAUUAUCAUUAUCCAAUGCAAACUCACAACCACACGAUCAAGAGAAGGAACAAAAAGAACGAGAGCUGUAUAUGAAUUGUGCCACGGACAAUGAUUGUCCAACUCUCUACUGUCCUACCCUGCCGUGUACCGCCUUUUACUGUGCGCCCGACAAGAUUUGUAUGGUCACCACAGCAACCAUGGCGCCGUCUGGUUUAUCAGGAAGUCUCACGUCGAUUACUCCAGGGCCAACACCCAAUACUCCCGUACCACCGCCAACAACUACACCUCCCAUGGUGACGCCUGCUCCCAUGACACCAUCACCAAUCACACCUGCUCCCAUGACACCUUCGCCUAUUACACCUGUUCCUGUUACACCAGCUCCAAUGACACCUUCACCUGUGACGCCAGCACCAAUGACACCUUCACCUGUGACACCUGCCCCCGUGACACCUGCCCCAGAAACUAUUCAGUAUACAUUUGCGGGCAAUGAUCGUUGCAGCAGUGCCGUGGGACCGUUGCCUUGGACAGCCGAAGGACUCGGGCCCAAUCGCAUUGAACUCCUUCACGGAUCCAAUGUCGGUGCCACUUUCGAUGCUACCCAGGCGGCACCCACAUGUAACAGUAUCUCCCACACCAGUCCAGGGGCGUGGUAUACCGUCAUUGGAACGGGAGAUCGCAUGACGGCCAGUACGUGCCAUAGCGGAACCAAUUACGAUACUGCCAUUUCCAUCUUGCAAGCCGGUGAUGGAGGAGGACGCAAUCGACAGCGAGGAUUGCGACGAAAGCUCAAGAAUGACGACAAGAACAAUGACAAGAACAACCAAGGCAAUGCACAAGACAACAACAACCAAGGAACCAGCAACAACAACAACAAUGCCGGUGGCUGCAAUGGUCUGACAUGUGUCGCCGCCAAUGACGAUGCCAGUGGAUUUUGUCAACUCGGCGGCGUCUACAGUACCGUUCGGUGGGAUUCCGUACGAGGACGCACCUACUACAUUCUCGUUCAUGGAUUCAACAACCGCGUGGGAAACUUUGAUUUGAACGUGAUCAAUGCGCGACCCAACAAUGAACGAUGUGACUCGGCCACGACACUGCCCAUUGGGGGCCCCAAUGUCAUUGGAACCACCUAUCAGGCCAAUCUGCCGUGGGGGGAUAAUCAGGCCACCAAUUGUGGCGGCAAAUUUGGUCUCAUUGGUGACACGAGCAGUGUCUGGUACCAUGUCACGUCGCCCGUGACACAAACACUGGAAGCGAGUACGUGUCAUCCUCUUACGGACUUUGAUACCAAGUUGCACAUUUUUGAAAACUCGUGCCAAAAUUCGGGCGGAUGUCUCGGUGGCAACGACAAUUACAAUUCACCGCAACGGUGUAGUUUGCACCAAUGGACGGCAGAGGCUGGAAAGAGCUACUACAUUCUGAUCCAUGCCAUGCUCACCGACAAUGGACUCUUUGAAUUGAGUCUAAGGUCCGUUUAA